Molecule: messenger RNA, 1432 nt
Organism: Oryza sativa Japonica Group (Japanese rice)
Lineage: Eukaryota; Viridiplantae; Streptophyta; Magnoliopsida; Poales; Poaceae
Product: chloroplast envelope quinone oxidoreductase homolog
Molecular function (GO): oxidoreductase activity
Source: RefSeq, a predicted model, not a curated record
GAAGGCGUAGUAACCAACAACACACGUGUGUUCCAGAGGCUUCAACCGCAGCGAAUCCCCCCACCUGAAGAAAAACGAGACGAGAUUCUCUCGCUCUCUUCCGGCGAGAUUUUCGUCUUUCCCCCCUCUCCUCUCCGCUCCUCGUCUCGUCUCUCCGCUUCCCCUCCUCUCUCGAUUCCCCACCAUGGCCGGAGCCGCCGCGACGCCGCCGGCGAUGAUGCGCGCCGUGCAGUACGACGCCAGCGGCGGGGGAGCCGCCGGGCUCAAGCAUGUUGAAGUCCCGGUCCCUUCGGCAAAGAAGAACGAGGUGCUGUUGAAGCUGGAGGCAGCGACCAUCAAUCCAGUUGACUGGAAGAUUCAGAAAGGGAUGCUGCGUCCUCUGCUGCCUCGUAGACUGCCUUUUAUCCCAGUGACCGAUGUUGCAGGAGUGGUUGCUGGUGUUGGUCCCGGAGUGAAUGAUUUCGCAGUAGGUGAUCAAGUUGUCGCUAUGUUGAACAGUAUGAACGGAGGUGGAUUGGCAGAGUACGCCGUGGCGGCAGCGAACCUGACCGUCAAGAGGACACCCAACGUCUCAGCGGCCGAGGGCGCCGGGCUGCCCAUCGCGGCGGGCACGGCGCUGCAGGCGCUGAGGUCCAUCGGCGCCAAGUUCGACGGCACCGGCGAGCCGCUGAACGUGCUGGUCACCGCCGCCUCGGGCGGCGUGGGCCUCUACGCCGUGCAGCUGGCCAAGCUGGCGAACCUCCACGUGACGGCCACCUGCGGCGCCCGCAACGCGGAGCUCGUGAGGGGCCUGGGCGCCGACGAGGUGCUGGACUACCGGACGCCCGAGGGCGCCGCCAUGCGCAGCCCCUCGGGGAGGAGGUACGACGGCGUCGUGCACUGCACCGUCGGCGUCGGGUGGCCGGCGUUCGAGCCGCUGAUGGCGCCCCGCGGGAAGGUGAUCGACAUCACGCCCAACUUCUCAGCCAUGCUCACCUCGGCGCUGCACGCGGUGACGCUGCGGCGGAAGCGGCUGGUGCCGCUGCUGCUGUCGCCGAACAAGGCCGACCUGGAGUUCUUGGUCGGGCUGGUGGGGGAAGGGAAGCUCAGGACGGUGGUGGACUCGAGGUUCCCGCUGGGCGACGCGGCGAAGGCGUGGCAGAAGAGCAUCGACGGCCACGCCACCGGCAAGAUAGUCGUUGAGAUGGAAGGGUGAUAGUAUCAUGUUGGCAUGUUCGGUUGUUCUUGUUUGUUCGUGGGUGGAAACUUACAUUGGUUGGAACAUAACAAUACAGAAUAGGGAAUACUAGUCAGUUUGGCAUCUGUUUAGUUUGAUGAUAUGACUUGGUGAUGAUAUAUACUCGAGAUUUGUUUCUCUCUUCUGCGUUUUGAAGAAUUUAGGAGCUGUAAAUCUGAGGGCAUUAUAUAUCGAGAUUACUUCUGCUUCUGUUGA